CACAUUGUUUCCUCGCAACUCUCCUACAUUCCGCCUUUCCAGCUCUUUGUGCUUACAUGCGGAUUCAGAUCGUUAUACAUGUGUUGAUUGAUGCUCCGCCGGGGUCACUCGGACUUUGCCUGGUUUCGUGAACGCGCGCAAUCGCUUCACAGCGAUUCACUCUCGGCCUACACUGAAAUGGCGGCGACCGCAGUAGAGGGCCAGGGGCAACUGAACCCGGAGCCGUCCCAGCCAGAAGAACGCGCUGAGCACGAGCUCCCGCCAAAAUCCUACGCAGACGCCGUAAGCAGUGGCCCGAAUGGCCAGACGCAUGGCCUCACUGGGCUCGGGUCAGGUGGGAGGGAAUCCACUACAGUGAAUGGAUCUACCCAAUCCACCGUGGCCAAUGGCCAAAGCAGUCGGCAGCAACUAGACGAAGAGAAGGUCCUUUAUGAGAAGCAUGUGAAUCACACUGGAGAGAUCUUGACGAGUAUCAAGCCCAGCAACGGCUAUGAAGAUUCUCUCAAGCACAACGGAAAGACUGCGCCACGAGAGAGGAAACGCAAUCGGCCGCCCAAGCGCCAGGAUGAGCUUGCAAGUGGCCGAAGAGCUGGCGCCGGCUGGCAAACUUCUGCGAUACGGUGGGCGCCUCUCAACGUGCCAUUACAGCGGCGACUCCAAACUCUAGCCGUCCUGUGGCACACUACCACCAUCCCUCUAUUCCUCUCCCUAUUCUUCCUCCUCUGCGCAAUACCUCUCACCUGGCCCCUCCUGAUCCCGUACCUCAUCUACACUCUCGUCAUCAGUGAAGAAGCCACCAACGGCACCCUUUCAAGAAGAUCACAGUGGAUGCGUGGGUCGAAAUUCUGGUCUCUCUUCGCAUCCUACUUCCCCGCCCGCUUGCAUCGCACCGUCGAAUUGGAACCGACGAGGAAAUACAUUUUUGGAUACCAUCCGCACGGGAUCAUCUCUCACGGCGCAUUCGCUGCCUUUGCAACUGAGGCUUUGGGAUUCUCAGACCUGUACCCUGGCAUCACCAAUACCUUGUUGACCCUUGACACGAAUUUCCGAGUCCCAUUCUAUCGGGACUAUGCCUUAGCCAUGGGUUUAGCCUCCGUAUCACGCGAAUCUAUUGAGAAUAUCCUAUGCAAAGGAGGACUGAAUGGUGAAGGCAUGGGUCGGGCAGUCACAAUUGUCAUCGGUGGUGCUCGCGAGUCUCUCGGUGCCAAGCCUCAUUCGCUCCGUCUGGUUCUGAAGAGCAGGAAGGGAUUCAUCAAACUAGCGAUACGCACUGGUGCCGACCUUGUUCCCGUGCUCGCCUUCGGCGAAAAUGAACUCUAUGAUCAAAUCGACAGUGUCGAACACCCGUGGAUCCACAAAUUCCAAAUGCUCGUGAAAAAGUUCAUGGGCUUCACCGUCCCACUAUUUCACGCAAGAGGAAUAUUCAACUACGACGUAGGACUGCUGCCAUACAGGAGGUCAGUUAACGUUGUCGUGGGAAGACCGAUCAGGAUCGUGCAACAGGGAACCAAGGAUAAUAAUGUGGAUGAGAGAUAUCUGGACCAGGUGCACAAGGAGUACGUGGCAGAGCUGUUCAGACUCUGGGAUGGAUAUAAGGACCUUUUCGCCCAAGAUCGACACGGUGAGUUGGAGAUUGUGGACUAGAAAGAAACCACAGGACGGGCGGCCUGGUGACGAGCAGCAUGAAGAGAUGUGUGACGGCGAAUGUCGAUUCCACGUCUAGAACCAUGGUUAUCCGUGGAGUAACGAAUCUUUUCUCGUGUAUCUUUACUAAUAGCUCAAAAAAACGUCGAAAGACAGAGCGGGAGUCGUUCUGGUGAAUGACAAUGUACAAAAUUGGCUUGUAG
Molecule: messenger RNA, 1847 nt
Organism: Cladophialophora immunda
Lineage: Eukaryota; Fungi; Ascomycota; Eurotiomycetes; Chaetothyriales; Herpotrichiellaceae
Exons: 2
Coding region: 91-1644 (517 amino acids)
Biological process (GO): triglyceride biosynthetic process
Cellular component (GO): endoplasmic reticulum membrane
Molecular function (GO): diacylglycerol O-acyltransferase activity
Source: RefSeq, a predicted model, not a curated record